UCCACCACACCACAAUGCAAAUGGAGACUCUUCCUCUCAUCUUCACCCUAACAGCAUUGCUCUCAGCCUACUUCCUUUGGUUCCAGUUCCUCGCCAAAACCCUAACCGGCCCAAAACCAUGGCCCUUGGUGGGGAGCCUCCCGGCCCUCAUCAACAACCGCCACCGCGUCCACGACUGGAUAGCCGGAAACCUCGGUGCCGCGGGUGCCUCCGCCACCUACCAAACAUGCAUCAUCCCCUUCCCCUUCCUUGCUCGCAAGCAAGGGUUCUACACCGUCACGUGCCACCCCAAGAACCUCGAGCACAUCCUCCGGGCCCGGUUCGACAACUACCCGAAAGGGCCCAAGUGGCAGGAGGCUUUCCACGAGCUGUUGGGCGAGGGCAUCUUCAACAGCGAUGGGGACACGUGGCUCAUGCAGCGCAAAACCGCGGCCCUUGAGUUCACUACACGGACUUUGAAACAGGGCAUGUCUCGUUGGGUUAACAGGUCCAUUAAGAACCGUUUGUGGUGUAUAAUGGAUAAAGCCACCAAAGAUCAUGUCUCCGUGGAUUUGCAAGACCUUCUUCUGCGCUUGACGUUUGAUAACAUUUGUGGACUUACUUUCGGGAAAGAUCCUGAAACGCUUUCUCCUCAGCUUCCCGAAAACCCUUUCGCUGUUGCUUUUGACACUGCCACUGAAGCCACCAUGCACAGGUUACUUUAUCCAGGUAUGGUGUGGAGGUUCCAGAAGCUUCUCAGCAUUGGAUUCGAAAAGAGGCUGAAGGAGAGUCUCCGAAUCGUGGAAGCUUACAUGAACGACGCCGUUGCAGACCGCAAGGAAACUCCCUCUGACGACUUGCUCUCUCGCUUCAUGAAGAAGUGCGACGCCGCCGGAAAUCCCUUCUCCGCCGCAGCACUCCAGCGCAUCAUCCUCAACUUCGUCCUCGCCGGCAGGGACACCUCAUCGGUCGCUCUCACCUGGUUCUUCUGGCUCCUCAUCAACCACCCACGCGUAGAGAAAAAAAUACUCAACGAAAUCGCCACCGUCCUCACCGACACGCGCGGCAGAGACAGACGCCGGUGGACAGAGGACCCCCUCGACUUCGCCGAAGCGGACCGGCUCAUGUACCUGAAAGCUGCGCUGGCCGAAACGCUGCGUUUGUACCCGUCGGUUCCGCAGGACUUCAAGCAGGCCGUCGCCGACGACGUGUUGCCGGAUGGAACGGUGGUGCCGGCGGGAUCAACGGUGACAUACUCGAUAUACUCUGCAGGGAGGGUGGAGACAGUGUGGGGAAAGGAUUGCUUGGAGUUUAAACCGGAGAGGUGGCUUUCGGUUCGCGGUGACCGGUUCGAACCGCCGAAAGAUGGGUUCAUGUUCGUGGCGUUUAAUGCGGGACCGAGAACUUGUUUGGGCAAGGACUUGGCUUACUUGCAAAUGAAAUCAGUGGCUGCUGCUGUGUUGCUGCGUUACCGGCUAUCGCUGGUUCCCGGUCACCGAGUGGAGCAGAAGAUGUCUCUUACUUUGUUCAUGAAGAAUGGACUGAAGGUGUUCUUGCAUCCACGUGAACUUCGAUGUGAGACAGGGAAUGCCACGUCACUGUAAAGUGAGGGUGCUUUAUGAUGCAGAAAUGCAUGCAAAUUGCAGUGUGUGUUUUUUUUGUAUUUAUGUUCCUUUUAUAUUUCAAUGUGAGUGCUGCUACAAGUGUAGUUUGUGCAUUGUUUUUUUUUUCCUUCCAAAAAUAGAAAAAAUAAAAAAGUUCUUAUUGUGUUGAAAAUUUUAUUUUUAUUUUAUGGAAGAAAUUAGAUUAAUAAUAAGAG
Molecule: messenger RNA, 1798 nt
Organism: Cajanus cajan (pigeon pea)
Lineage: Eukaryota; Viridiplantae; Streptophyta; Magnoliopsida; Fabales; Fabaceae
Source: RefSeq, a predicted model, not a curated record